AUGCAUUGCGGCAGACCACAGGUGGAGACACCGCCAAGCAGCGCAAGCGGCGUUGGCGGCGGCGGCAGUGGCGGCGGCGAGCACGGCAGGGAGGGAGAGAGCGAACGUGGUGAAGGGGGUCUUCUGAUGGGGCUGACAGAGGCGAGAAGGACGGCAGAGGCGAGAAGGACGGCAGAGGCGAGAAGGACGGCAGAGGCGAGAAGGACGGCAGAGGCGAGAAGGACGGCAGAGGCGAGAAGGACGGCAGAGGCGAGAAGGACGGCAGAGACGGGAACGACGGCAGACGCGAGAACGACGGCAGACGCGAGAACGACGGCAGACGCGAGAACGGCGGCAGACGCGAGAACGACGGCAGACGCGAGAACGCUUGGCGUUGCCGACGAUGGGCGGGGUACCGUUGACAAGCUGGUUAUUGCCAAGGUGAGAGUCGGUAAGGGGUGGGGGCAGUUGAAAAGGAUUCGGACAUUUCAACCAGAGGAGGGCGUUGGAUUGGAGCUGGUGUGUGCGCUGGUGAGCGAUGGCAAUCUCAAGGCGCUCACAAGCAGGGGAGUAUGUGAUGGAUGGCGUUAUCCGCUUCCUGCUGGUGCUCAUAAGCAGCACCCGCACCAUGGGAAGAUUCAGACAUUGCAAUCAGAGGAGGGCGUUGGAGCUGGGGUGUGCGCUGCUCCGCACCUGUUUCUCCUACACCCACUUCACGCCCAUAUGACACCAUCUCCCACGUUCGUCUCACAAGCCACUGUGCUGUUUACGAUAAUCCCCUCUCUCCCGUUCUUCCCCGCCCCACACCCCUCCCUCCUCCAUCUCCACGCCUGCUUCUCCCACGCUGACUUCAGCCCCACCCGCCUCUACAGCGCUGCAGGCGAAGCUGGGCGGGGCGGGGCUGCUGGAUGCCCCGUGGUGGCUUUGUGGACGGACGAGCAGCGGGAGAGCGAGGGCCACAAGCUCGACUCGGCUCCUACAGGCACUAUCGCUCCCCUCCCCAUGCCCUCUCCCUUUCAUCCCCCACUCCCCAGCUCCACGUCUGCUUCUCCUACACCAACGUCUGCCCCACGCAUUCCUGCCCCUUCGGUGGCGCCGUGGCGCACCGCACCUGCUUCUCCUGCACUGGUUCCUGGCCCAUUCAUUCCCGCCUCUGCAACAAGAGCGCACUGUUCACACGGAACCUGCGGGCUGCUGAGUGCACUUUUUUCCGUGGAUGCACCACACCUUCCCUUCAACAGCAUUACCCUCUUCUCUUACCCCUUCCACCCUUCGUACACCCAGCGGCGCACCUGCAUCCCCUACAUGGACUUCUGGCCCACACCACACACUUCCGCGUCUCCCACGUCCCUCUCAUCAGCCACUCUUGGCGCUUGCUUCGCCUGCACCUUCUGGCCCACCGACUCGCGCCCCUAUGGUGUGUGGGUGUGGGCGCACGGAAGCACGGUAGAGGCUGCAGACUAUCGUGGCGGAGGUGCAUGA
This is a messenger RNA of Closterium sp. Naga37s-1, 1461 nucleotides long. The record is from the annotation of a GenBank genome assembly. NCBI's taxonomy places the organism in Eukaryota, Viridiplantae, Streptophyta, Zygnematophyceae, Desmidiales, Closteriaceae.